CUGAUCUAUACAAAUCUCUGAGUUUGUGUUAUCUUCUUCCAAAUACUCAAGGUUUCGUUUUCCUUUUACAUUUUUUUUCCCUGAAAAACAUCAUCGUGAAUCGUGAUCGUAUAUUAACUGGCCAAAUUAAUUAAUCCGAUGGACUCUUCAGCAAAGCCUGAACAAAUCAAUGUUAAAAUAGAUUUGCUUGGACGACGAUGCUUCCAAGAUUAUCAUGUACGAUUGUACAAAGCGGCCUUCAAUGGUGAUUGGAAAUCAGCUCAUGAAAUUUUUGUAGAAGACCCUAAGUGCUUCGCGGAAAUAAUUUCUAAAAAUGGAAAUACAGCAUUGCACAUAGCAGCAACGGCAGGGAAGCAUAUAUUUGUAAAAGAACUACUUGCACACGCCAAUUUAACGGAUACACAAUUGGUGCAGCCAAACAAAGCCGGAAAUACAGCUUAUUGUUUGGCUGCUGCUUCGGGUGUACUUGAUCUUGUGAAGGAGAUGGAGAAGCAUAACCCAAAUCUGCCUAACAUUGGCGGGAGCCUAGGCAAGAAACCAAUUCAAAUGGCCGCGGUGCAAGGCCAUGAGAAGGUGGUUGAUCAUCUCAUGACUCACUUUGACAAUUUGUCUCCUGAAGACCUCAUCAAUCUACUCAUCACUGUCAUCGAAAAAGAUUUAUAUGAUGUGGCUUUGAAGAUCCUAGAUGAAGAUGACGAAUUAGCCAUUAAGCGGGAUGGAAACGCGGUGUCACCAUUGCUCGCCUUGGCCAGAAAGACACCAGUAGUGAUGAGCAAAUUAAGUCAUCUCGAGUAUAUUUGCAAUGCAUUGAAAAACAAAUGGGGGAAGCAAGAGAAAGAUCAUAACCGCAAGCUAGAAUUGGUACAGCAAGUUUGGAAAAGAGUGAUAAGAGAAAGAGAUCAUAAGAAAAUCUCUAGUUUCUUAUGGUUUCCGUCGCCCGGGCUGCUCUUUGAAGCUAUAGAGGUGGGCAACAAUGAGUUCAUCGAAAUUCUUAUACGCGAGUACCCGGAUCUAAUAUGGGAAGUGGAUAAACAACAAAAAACCAUGUUUCAUGUUGCUGUUGAGUACCGUCAAGAGAAGAUCUUUAGUCAUAUUUUCCAUUUAAAAGAUGUUAACCAUUUGCUAACUGAAUAUGUGCAUCCCAUCACUAGAAAUAAUAUUCUUCAUUUGGCUUCCUCCUUACCUUGCCCUAAAAUUCUCAAUAAGGCCUCGGGUGCAGCUCUCCAAAUGCAACGGGAACUCUUGUGGUUUCAGGUAAUUCAUGCACUACCUCCUCCGUUGGACGGUUAUGAGCCACUUAAUCUACCCAGCUUUGUUAUUUCUGAUUUGUUGUUUGUUUUAGCUAAGUGUGGUGGCGAUUAA
Messenger RNA from Chenopodium quinoa (quinoa), 1362 nucleotides. RefSeq lists its product as uncharacterized. The coding region runs from base 139 to 1362 and encodes 407 amino acids. Gene Ontology annotation, molecular function: protein binding. The record is from RefSeq and is a predicted model, not a curated record. Lineage: Eukaryota; Viridiplantae; Streptophyta; Magnoliopsida; Caryophyllales; Amaranthaceae. The transcript has 5 exons.